Molecule: messenger RNA, 906 nt
Organism: Acanthosepion pharaonis
Lineage: Eukaryota; Metazoa; Mollusca; Cephalopoda; Sepiida; Sepiidae
Source: the annotation of a GenBank genome assembly
AUGCCUUCCACCAGCAAGCCUGCAUCCCGUUCCCGAUCCAGGGAGCGACACCGGGAAGAUAAAAACAAGUCAAAGAAGCACAAACACGGGUCCAAAUCGCAGAAAAAACACAAGAGUCGAAGUUCGUCCCAACCCAGGUCCAACUCGUCUCCGAGGGAUCGACAACAAAAGGAUAAAGAAUUGUCCAGUUCGGGUCCUGUGGUAAAAAAUACAGACAGCAGUCAGCAGAAAAGAGGACGCUCUUCAAGCAAGGAUUCUUCAGUUUCUUCUCAAUCGUCCAGCCAUUCUCGCACACAUCGCCGUCGUCGUCAUCGUCAACAUAGUCGUAGCAGUUGCAGUGGAAGCAGUAGUAGUAGCAGUAGUGACGUUGGCAACUUUAAAAGGUCCAAAAGUCACUCUAAGCGAAAAAGAAGGUCCCGGAGCCAUUCUGCUUCUCCUGAAAGGAAAAAGCAUAAAAAAGAGAAGAAAGAAAAGAAAAAGAAGAAGAAAAAGAAGCACAGAAAGAAACACAAGAAAGAGAAGAAAGAAGAAAAAGUGAGCAAAUCUUCUGGUGGAAAUGAGAAAAAGGGGGAAGAGAAACGGUGCCAAGUCUUGCCUAAGCCUAGUGCUGCCCCUGCAACACAAAAUCCAACAAAUCCACAUGUGCAAGAAGCCAAAGCAAAAGAAGAUGCUCUUCCAGGGCCAAGUCCUCGGGUCCUAAAACCAAUGACGAAAGAAGAAUGGGAAAAGCAGCAAAGUGUCAUCCGUCGUGUUUAUGAUCCCGACACUGGGCGUAACAGACUCGUGAAAGGAGAUGGAGAAAUUAUUGAAGAAAUUGUUAGCAAAGAAAGACAUCAACAAAUCAACAAACAAGCCACAGCAGGAGAUGGUCAUUUUUACCAAGCAAAGAUGGGUCUUCUCAACUAA